Messenger RNA from Eruca vesicaria subsp. sativa (arugula), 291 nucleotides. The record is from the annotation of a GenBank genome assembly. NCBI's taxonomy places the organism in Eukaryota, Viridiplantae, Streptophyta, Magnoliopsida, Brassicales, Brassicaceae.
AUGCAGAACCAUAACUCCAAGAUCUCUUCUCCGCCACCUAAGAACCCUUCUUCCUACCCAAGGAGAUCAAAAGGAGGUUCCUAUAGCAAAGAGAGGGAGACAAGCCAGCCUGUUGCUACUGGUUUCCGGAUGGAAGAGUCUUCUCCAAGGAUUAUAUCUGGAGAGGGUUGCUUUACUAGUGCAGAAAGACCUGUGAUGUAUCAUGGUGGAGAUAUGUUUAGCGAGACUAAACCAUUACAGAUACACGCUUCAGCUAAGCAAAACAUUACCUCCAACAAAGUUGCCAAGUGA